Messenger RNA from Ostreobium quekettii, 326 nucleotides. Lineage: Eukaryota; Viridiplantae; Chlorophyta; Ulvophyceae; Bryopsidales; Ostreobiaceae. The record is from the annotation of a GenBank genome assembly.
GGCGUCUACGUGGCGAACCAGAAGGUGUCUCGCGGGGGAGAAGCCGAAAUUUCAAUCAGGAACAAGAACCCCACUGUGGUCACCAGGAUAUCGUUCAAUGGCGGCAGCACGUGGCGCUCCAUUCCCGCACCCCGCGAGUAUCGCCACGACAACUGCAACAGAUGCCGUGACAGCAAGGACUGCUACCUGCACCUGCACGGGCCCUCCUCGUGGGUGUGGGAACUGGACUCGCACCCCACGGUGUAUUCGCAUUACAAACUGCCGGGAAUGGUUAUGGCCGUGGGUAACGUUGGUCCACGGGGAACGGGCCUUGGAGAGAAUGACGG